CAGAAAGGAACAGCCUGAAACUAAGCAGCGGAAAAAUGCUAAGGAGGAAACCCAGCCAGAUCGAAGUCAAGCUUGAAGACAAAGACGAAAUUGAGGAAGCUCGCAGACGCGCCGCCGCCGCCGCCGUAGCGUCGAAUUCCUCCGCCGCAGCUGCGUCUGCCUCCAAGACCACCGGGGCCUCAUCUCUCCUCCAGCGCUUGGACCGCGCCUCCUUCAAUCCCACUUCCAAAUCCCAGCGUAUCGGCCUCGCUCCUCCUUGAUGUCAUUUCAAAUUCCGACCACUAACGGCUCCCCGAUGGAAGUCGAAGUGAAGCUCAGAUUGCCCAAUUCAUCCGAACAUCAAAAGGUCCUUUCUUUGCUCUCCCCAUUCCAUUCCCAAAAGCACAACCAACGCAACACCUUCUACGACGGCGCCGCCGGUGAGCUGAAUUCUCGUCGGGCAGUCCUUCGGCUCCGUUUUUACGAGAAUUCUCAGCCACCUAAAUGUAUGAUCUGCCUCAAAGCGAAAGCGGUGAUCACCGAUGGGGUGAGCCGGGUCGAGGAAGACGAGGAAGAGCUGGACCACGAUGUCGGGUUGCAGUGCUUGGAAGAUCCGACAAGGUUAGGGGAAGCGGAUUCUCGGGUGGCGAGAAGGGCAAAAGAGGAAUUCGGUGUAGAGAGGUUUGUGAGUUUAGGAGGGUUUCAAAAUGUGAGGCAAGUGUAUGAAUGGAAAGGGGUGACACUUGAAGUGGACGAGACUGUGUAUGAUUUUGGGACUUGUUAUGAGAUUGAAUGUGAGAGCACAGAGCCUGAAAAAGUGAAGGGGAUGAUUGAAGGUUUCUUGAAGGAAAAUGGGAUCGGAUAUUCCUACUCAGAGAAAUCAAAGUUUGCCAUUUUUCGGUCUGGAAAGUUGCCUCAAUAAUAAUUUUCCAUGAAUAAAAGGAAGAAAAAGAGUAUCAGAAGUAGUUCAUCACUUCAUUGCUACAAGUUAGCAGAGCCUCGUAUCUUUAACCCACACUGUCUCUAUUGACAUGAAAAUGUUUGUACCAUUUUGGUAUUUUGAUUGGCCAAACUUUUUGGAAAACUUCUUAAUCUGUGAUGGGUUACUUCAAUUGCCAUCUUAAGUUUCUAGAGUCAUAUGUGGAAACAAUCUAAACAUGCAACAAUCGAGUCUGAUAAUUUGAAUUUUUUUCCUGUGACCUCAAAGUAGUAGUCAUGAUUUUCCCCCCUCUUUUUUUCAGGAUUCAUAAUUGGUAUCUCAGGUGUCAUAAAUCUACUACUCUUAUUAUUAUCAUUAUGCGUUGUGAUAAGGUCUAAAGACUUUUGAUGUUCAUGGAAGUGAUGAAAAUGCUGACAAUGGUAGGAUUUGAUUCCACUGUAAUUGUAACUCAUCUGGGCUAAAAGAAUCCAGCUCAAUUACCAAACAAACACAAGUACAGAAUCCAGCUUUUCUGGUACUAAAACUUCAACAUCAGCAACAUAGAAGCAGACAAACGAAAAGACAUUACAUUAAGUGCAACUAGUAACUUUAGUAGGAAGGACGAGAUGCGCCAAGCCAUCCUCCACAGUGGAUGUGUAUUGUUUUGCAGCAACGAUUCGAGAAUCCAAGCAUGCUGGGGUAACAUUUCGAGCAUGUUGGAAUUCUAUAAAGCCUCGGACACAUUUAUGUAAUAAGCUGAGUGUUUCAUAAAAAAGCACGUUCACAUGGUAUUGCAAAGGUAUACCAACUAACAAGUGACCAGUAAACCAAUGUAAGGUAGCCUUGAAGCCUCUCAUAGUAACAUACCUACAAAAGAAAAACAUGAGGGAAAAAAAGAGCCUCUGGUUGGAAGGAGGUUUGAUUUCGGUUCAGCAACACACAAGUUCCUUCGACACACAAGUUCCUACCAUCUUUGUUCUUCCCUCUCCUAGUGUAUGAGUGAAUAUGCUACAGCCUACAAGCAACAUUUACACAUAAGGGUCAAGUUUUGUGGCAGUCUUUGAACGUAAACUAUCACAGGGAAGUUGAGAGACUGGGUGACCGGCAGAGUAUGUCCUACCAUGGCUAAAUCAUCAUCAUCACAUCUUAGGGGUGAUUUAUCCCCAUAAUAUACCUGUGAAGUUACUGUAAUACUUCUGCACUCGAAAGAAGAAAGAAAAAACACGCUGCUAUAACAGAUAUUUGUGUCAUCACUCAGUGAUCAAAAAAGGUACAUAUAAGGUCUGCAAGCAUCCCGAUUAUACUCCCUGGAAGGUUGACAUUGAAGAAAGAUAAGCAAAAAUAAACUUCCCUAGGUAUCCUAAGUCAUAUUCAACGCUGCAUGGAAGGAAGAUGAAGUCAUAUGAGAGAAUGCUUGAAAGGCAUGGAAGGAAAAUUAGGGGAAAAGGUGAAAGUACCAACAUAUCACAAUGUGAAGAUAUGCGGUCAGUAUAGAGAAAAAGAAACCUACAUUUCAAGCAUCAAUUGACUGAAAUCCCACCAAUUCCACAUUGUCACAACAUUUAAGAAGUCGUCUAAAAGUACCCAAUCCGCGCCACAAGAAAUAUCCGCUAAAAACAUCUAUAACAUUAUAGAAACAGUUCCAUCCAGUAAUGGACGGCCUCUCUAAAUCUACGGCGAAAAUGCAGGCUAAACUUCCUAUUCCUAAUACACAUAACCAGCCAAAAGAGCAAGCAGAAUAAACACCUAGCAACUUAUUUACUUUCUCUUCUUAGCAGGGGGUUGAUCUUCUUCCUCGUCGUCUUCCUCCUCUUCAUCAUCAUCGUCAUCCUCCUCUUCAUCAUCCUCGUCACCGUCAUCAUCCUCAUCAUCAUCAUCGUCACUGCCUCCAUUUCCAUUGGCCUCAGGAUCGUCUUCGGGAUCCCCAUCUUCAUCAUCAUCUCCACCCUCAUCACCAGAGAAAUCCUCAUCGCCAGCAUCAUCAUCAUCUUGGUCAUCAUCGUCUUCUUCCUCAUCAUCAUCUUCGGUGUCACUGCCAUCCACACAUUCAGGCUCUGGCUUCUUCUUUUUGUGAAGUUCUUCCAUAGGAAACCUGCAAUGAAAAAUUUAAAUUUCAGUUUCUUGGUUAACCAUACUCCUCCAGAAAAAUGGGUACUUUUGAUCCAAGAAACAAAUCAUUACCCUUUCAAUUGUGGAGGUAAAUUGUCACCAUCCCUCAGCAGAGAUCCAGCCUGGCCACAUAAGAAAACAUAUAGCGAUCAUGUCCAUGCUCUAAAAUAAUGAAAACAUCUACGCAAGUAAACAGGAGCAGUAAGCAGAGCUAAUGGAAUGGUUAAAGGCACUAAGAUAUAUCAAGCACAAGGAGUUCCAUUUGCGGAUACAAAUGAUGCUGUGAGGGCAAAAGAACUUUAAAAUGUUUCCAGAGCUAAAGUUUCAGACAAAUGCGACAGGUAAAUAGAAUUACUUUCGGAUAAAGCAAUGGUUGAUAAAAGGUUUCUUCCCAAACAAACAAAUGAAAGAAGGGAAAAAAAAAAGAGAAAAAGAUUGAACAGGACCACUCACAUAAUCAUGUAAGCACCAUUAUGAACACUAAAUACAUCAGUUAAUGUGGAUGUAUCCCAAAUUACCAAAUCCUCUGAUGUUAAAUAUUCUCUAGUAAGUUGUGGGGGAAUGACAGUAAAUAAUUUAGAGAAACAGGAAGACAGAAUAAGAGCACAAAAUCAAAUACAUUAAUUGAUUUCAAAGCUAUGGGGAAACACAUUCAAUGUUCCAUUGCAAGUCCAACUGAGACAGCCCUCCAAUAGAAUUGUACCCAAUUCAUUAUAAAAAAUUACCAAUACCCUCAAAAACCUUGCAGCAAACAGGUAACUUCGUGGAAGAGAAAUCACAUCAAUUUAUAAUAUCUCCCUUCCGGGCUUGCAUCAAAGAUAGGGUCAACAGGGGGGGAAAUCCAAACAAAAAGAGCACUAGUAAGCGACUAAAGACUAAGGCUUUCAACCACAAGAAAACACAUUGAGCCAAAAACAAUUUAGUUAACUACCAUUCAUCCACCGAACAAACUAAUAAACCACAGUAAAACAAGAAUGGACACAACACCAGACAACCAACCAACCAGUAAACCCUCAUAGAGACACAGAGAAAGAACCAAGAACAAAGGGAACAGGACCAAAAUACUGAAAACCCCACAAAAAACAGAGGAAAAAAAGAGUAACAGGCAUCAUAAAAAAUCAAACUUGGUAACAAAAAGGGGGG
Oldenlandia corymbosa var. corymbosa is the source of this 4150-nucleotide messenger RNA. Lineage: Eukaryota; Viridiplantae; Streptophyta; Magnoliopsida; Gentianales; Rubiaceae. The record is from the annotation of a GenBank genome assembly.